AUGAUCAUUACAACAUGGAUUGUGUACGUUCUUGCCCGCAAAGGUGUAGGGUUUCCCUUCCCACCAAAAACCAGUUCGGAUAUUGAAGUUGUGGAAAGUGAAGCUGUGUCUGUGGUACAGCACUGGUUGAAAAAAACUGAAGAAGAGGCUUCCCAGGGCAUAAAAGAGAAGAUGUCCAACAAUUACCCUCCUACCCACGGCCAGGACAUACAUGUGACCAGAGAUGUGGUGAAGCACAGACUCUCAAAGUCUGAUUUAUUAGCAAAUCUGAGUCAAGAGGUCCUGGAGGAGAGAACUAGAAUCCAGUUCAUAAGAUGGAGCCAUACCCGUAUCUUCCAAGUUCCAAGUGAGGUGAGAGAGUGUGCUAUGCGGGAUCGGAUAGAGCAGGUGAGACGAAGCCUACCACUGGCCCCAAAAAGCCAGGACCUGUUUGCCUUUGAAUGGACUGACCUGACAGAAGGCAUUAGCGGACAACUGACCUGGACGAUGUUACCCCAAGGGCUCAAAAUCUCGCCCACAAUUUUCGAUGAAGCACUACAGGAAGACCUGGCUCAAGCACACGGGAUCCGAGCUGACCUACGAGACACCACUUUACCAGAUGCCGAAGUUACCUGGUAUACGGAUGGGAGCAGCUUUGUGCAUGAUGGACCACCACUGCAGGGGCGGCAGUGGUUCCAGUCUGAUUUGUUACUUGAAAUUGAUAAUCAUGAACUCAUUUAUUCCCUUCAAGCCCUGCAACAAGCCCAAUGGGACAUCUGGCCGAGCUUGAGAGAUCUUUACCAAUCUAAUUCCCCUCCUGAACCUCACCAGUACCAACCCGGUGAUUGGGUGUACGUGUGGAGACAUCGACAAGAAACUCUACAACCUCGCUGGAGAGGACCUUACAUCAUAAUCUUGACUACGCCCACCACCCUCAAAGUUGACGGAAUAGCCUCCUGGAUUCAUCAUACCCACGCCCGCAAAGCUGACCCCGUCCCGGAUCAGGAAUGGCACAUCUCCAAGGACCCCAACAAUCCACUCAAGCUAAAAAUUCAGCGAUGUGGACCUCACUAG
Molecule: messenger RNA, 1053 nt
Organism: Orycteropus afer afer
Lineage: Eukaryota; Metazoa; Chordata; Mammalia; Tubulidentata; Orycteropodidae
Source: RefSeq, a predicted model, not a curated record